Messenger RNA from Cyphellophora attinorum, 1404 nucleotides. RefSeq lists its product as uncharacterized. The record is from RefSeq and is a predicted model, not a curated record. The coding region runs from base 1 to 1404 and encodes 467 amino acids. The transcript is spliced from 4 exons. NCBI's taxonomy places the organism in Eukaryota, Fungi, Ascomycota, Eurotiomycetes, Chaetothyriales, Cyphellophoraceae.
AUGGAAGACCCAAUAGCUGCUCUACAGCAUGAAUACCGUCAGAUUCGCGAGGCGGACGACAGACGACAUCAGAUAUUUGACACCCUAAUUGAACAAGUCUCGACCUUAUCGAAAGAGCGAGAUGAUGCUGUUCGUCGAUCUCAGCGUGCCGACAUGACCUGCGAUACCUAUCAACAAAAGCUUGAAAUGGCCGAAAAGCGACUAGAUUCCUUGGAGAAGGCAGUCACCUUAGAUCAAUUCGCAGUGGUACUGAUAGAUGGAGACGACGUCUUGUUCAACGACAGCUACAUCCGCGACGGCGCAGAAGGCGGUGAUCGCGCCGCCACAGACCUCCACAACGCACUCGUCGAGCAGCUUAGACCACGAGGUGACUAUCGGAAGAAUAUCCAAGUCCGGAUUUAUCUCAAUCUUGCUGGUCUGGCCGGCACUUACACCGAGGCUAAAGUCAUUCCACACCCUAUCGAGUUCAAUAAGUUCGUAUCAGGUUUCAACAGACGAGGAUUAAUCGAGAUCAUCGAUGCUGGCAAAGUGAAAGAGGCAGCGGAUAAACAGAUCAGAGAAAACUUCGAACUGUUUAGUCGCAAUAUUCAGUGUAAAGAGAUCAUUCUAGGAUUUUCGGGUGACAGCAGUCACGCGGGUUUCCUCCACGAUAACAUGCCCAACGCCUCCACUGGUUUCCACCUGUCACUUCUGAAAGGACGCGAUUUCGCAAAAGACCUCAAACCUCUAGCCGAAAAUCUGGACGUGGUCUCAGCUCCGGAGAUCUUCCGCGACACAGCGCUUCCGACUCGCACAGUAGCUGCUCAACAGGCCGCUCAGGCAUCGGUUUGGUCAACGGCGACGCAAGCUCCGCCUGCUCGCCAACCGGCCUCAUCAUCAUCUAGCGAUGGCGAUGCCACCGAUGCUCUCAUUGCACGGUUAACUAUUAACAGCCCGAACGUGACCGAGCCGCCAAAAGCAGCACCAGUGCCAACCACCUCAGCAUCCACUUCUCAGAAGACCGGGCGAAAGACCAUCUUCGUUAACUCUCAAGGCCAACGUCUUGACAAACCUCUCAAGGAUGUUGAUCGCGAUCUAGCGAAGGAACUGAAGCAAAAGAAGCUCUGUAACCGGCACCAUCUCCGGGGCGAUUGCGAUAAGGGCAACACAGGCUUCUUUACUUGUAACCACUCCCAUGCCGGCACGCUCAAAGAACGAGAGAAGCAGGCGUUGCGCUUCGUUGCCAGAACCAGCCCUUGUAAGUUGGGAACGGCUUGUCAGGAUCCGGAUUGCUUCUACGGGCAUCGGUGCCAGUAUGGCGAGAACUGCACGAAAACAGAUUGCUGGUUCAGUGAUGAUAUGCAUUAUGUCGCUCUGGAGGGAAUUAAGGAGACACUGCCAGUUGAGUAUUAUACUGUCACGUAA